AUGGCGCAGGCGUCGAUCACCGCCGACGAGGUCGCGGCGCGCUACGAGAAGUCCGUGAGCGAUCCCGGCGCCUUCUGGGCCGAGGAGGCGAGCCGCUACCACUGGGAGACGCCCUUCGACGCGUCCAACGUCUUCUCCGCGAACUUCAAGCGCUCCGAGGGCGAGAUCUACGCCAAGUGGUUCGACGGCGGGACGACGAACCUCUGCUACAACGCGCUCGACCGCCAGGUCGCCGCGGGCCUCGGGGACAAGCGUGGAUGCUUUUUCCGGAACGCGCGCGCGCGGAACACUCACAUUGAAGCGACGUUGAAUCUCUCUUUUGCUGCCCAGGCGCUCGAAGAAGUAACCAAGCUCGCGGCCGCGCUCCGCGCGCGCGGCGUCGGCAAGGGCGAUAGGGUGAUCCUCUUCAUGCCCAUGGUGCCCGAGCUCGCGCUGGCCAUGCUCGCCUGCGCGCGGAUCGGCGCCGUGCACACCGUCGUCUUCGGCGGCUUCUCGAAGGAUUCGCUCGCCGCGCGCAUCUCCUCGUCCGGCGCCAAGGCCGUCGUCGCCGCGGACGGCGUGCGCCGCGGCAAGAAGGUCGUGGACCUCUGGUCCAUCGUCGUCGACGCGCUGGCCAUCGCCAAGGCCGACGGCCAGGACGUCGCGGGCGGCUCGAUCGUCCUCCGGCGGUUGGACGACGACGCGUACCCCGCGCCCGCGCUGGCGGCGAACCAGGCCUGGUGGCACGACGCCCUCGCCGCCGCGGACCCGGAACAGGGCGGCGUCGAGUGGAUGGCCGCCGAGGACCCGCUCUUCAUCCUCUACACGUCCGGCUCGACGGGCGCGCCGAAAGGCAUCGUCCACACGACGGGCGGCUACAUGGUCGGCGCGGGCUUCUCCUUCCGGUCCGUCUUCGACGCGCCCGUGCGCGACGACGACGUCUGGUUCUGCACGGCGGACUGCGGGUGGAUCACGGGCCACACGUACGUCGCCUACGGGCCCCUGCUCAACGGCGCGACGCAGGUCAUCUUCGAGGGCGUGCCGUCCUGGCCCGACGCGGGCCGCCUCUGGCGCGUCGUCGACGACCACAAGGUCACGCACGUCUACACGGCGCCGACGGCCAUCCGCGCGCUCAUGCGGUCCGGCGACGACCCCGUCAAAGCGACGUCGCGAAAAUCGCUCAAGGUGCUGGGCUCCGUGGGCGAGCCCAUCAACCCGGAGGCCUGGAAGUGGUACCGCGAGGUCGUCGGCGAGGACCGGUGCCCCAUCGCCGACACGUGGUGGUGGCAGACGGAGACGGGCGCGAUCAUGAUCGCGCCGUCGCUCGCGGCGGGCGCCGCGCCGCACAAGCCCGGCGCGGCGCAGACGCCCUGCGCGGGCGUCGUGCCCGUGUUGCUCGACGGGACGACGGGAUCGGAGAUCCCCGCCGUCGCCGGCGAGGAGGCCUCGGGGCUCCUGGCCAUCGGCGCGCCGUGGCCGUCGAUGGCGCGCACGUGCUGGGGCGACCACGAGCGCUUCGAGCAGACCUACUUCUCCUACGACGGCUACUACCUCACGGGCGACGGCGCGCGCCGCGACGCCGACGGCGCCUUCUGGAUCACGGGCCGCGUCGACGACGUCGUCGUCUUCUCCGGCCACAACAUCGGCACGGCCGAGGUCGAGUCCGCGCUCGUCGCGCACCCGGCCGUCGCCGAGGCGGCCAUCGUCGGCAUCCCCAACGACCUCAAGGGCAACUCGCUCUACGCCUUCGUCACGCUCACGGAGGCCGGCGAGGCCGACGCGGGCGACGAUUUGGUGACGGAGCUCAAGCUGCGCGCCAAGUCGGACGUCGCGGCCUUCGCGGCGCCCGACGCCAUCCACUGGGCCCCGGGCCUCCCGAAGACGCGCAGCGGCAAGAUCAUGCGCCGCAUCCUCCGCAAGAUCGCCGCCGACGGCGUCGAAGUCGACCGCGAGGGCCUCGGCGACACGUCCACGCUCGCGGACCCGAGCAUCGUCGACGACCUCAUCAACUCCCACGCGACGGCCGCGGCGUAGGCGCGCGCGCGGCUGAACAUGAGUCGCCUCUUGAGAGCGGCGAGAGU
This is a messenger RNA of Aureococcus anophagefferens, 2060 nucleotides long. RefSeq lists its product as hypothetical. The record is from RefSeq and is a predicted model, not a curated record. Gene Ontology annotation, molecular function: acetyl-CoA synthetase activity; AMP binding. The transcript is spliced from 3 exons. NCBI's taxonomy places the organism in Eukaryota, Pelagophyceae, Pelagomonadales, Pelagomonadaceae. Bases 1 to 2013 code for a protein of 670 amino acids.